AUGCCUUCGCGCUGGACGGUGGCACGCGACACUGUGGCGUUUGCUGUGGCCGCUCUGCAUGCUGCCAAGGUGGAGCUGCUAGGGAAUGAGGGGGAGUUGGGAUGCAAGGUGUCAUACACCAUUGACAUCUGGACUGCACCCAAUGGGAAGGCUUGGUUAGUUGAUACAGGUCACUGGAUCGACGAGACGUUUCAACAACGUGAGGCAAUGCUGGAGUUUCGCGAGCUGACGGGUCGUCAUGGAACGACGCAGAUCGCGCAGAUCGUGGAGGACAUUGUGGUGAUGUGGGGGUUAGAGGGGCGUUGUCUGGGAAUCACCACAGACAACGCCUCCGCCAACAUUGCCACGUUCAAGCGCCUGUCGAAGGAGGGUGAUAUAGCCCACUGGGAGACGCAGCAUCCCGCGACGGAGCCGAUGGAGAGGCCGCGCCCAGCGUCGGGUGUGGUGAUCGCGCUAGUACGUGAGCGGGUGGCCGAGUACCAGGCGGCGGCUAGGGAGCUGGCUCUUAGGCCCAUUACACUUACCACGGUGGUAGAGGAGGAGGAGGGAGAGGGGGGGGGGAUGACGAGGACAACCUUUAUCUCCCUAGUCGCCGACGCCUUGCAGUGCGUCUGUCUACGAGCCAAGCGGCGAGGGGGGGGUGGUCCUGUGCAGGACGAUGAGGUCAGCAGGUACUUGUCCGAGAGGGUGCGGUACGACGUGUCAGCGCUAGAGUACAGGCGCACCUCCACGAACAUGGAGACGCUGAAGCGGAUGGCGAGGGAUUAUCUUGCGAUCCCUGCCACAUCUGCUGCGAGCGAGCGCGUGUUCUCCUUGGGCCGCAAGGAGCGCCACCGCCUGAACUCCGAGAGGGCGCGAUUUUGCAUGAUUCUCAUAUCGUGGUAUGGAUCGCACUCUGGCCAAAGGAUCGGCGAGGGCUGCCGCACGAAAGGGGUCGCAACAUUGGAGAUCGCUCUUGAGGGCGAGGGUGCGGAGGAGGAGGAGGGUGCGGAGGAGGAGGAGGAGGAGGAGGAGGAGGAGGAGGAGGAGGAGGAGGAGGAGGAGGAGGAGGAGGAGGAGGAGGAGGAGGAGGAGGAGGUGGUGGAGGAGGAGGUGGAGGCGGAGGAGGAGGUGGAGGGGGGGGCGGCGGAGGAGGUGGAUGAGGAGGCGGCAAAGGGGAGAGGGGCGGACGCAGUAGCAGGUGGCGCGGAUGGUGGUGUUGGUAGCGGGGGUGGGACAGGGAUGUAG
Molecule: messenger RNA, 1227 nt
Organism: Closterium sp. NIES-65
Lineage: Eukaryota; Viridiplantae; Streptophyta; Zygnematophyceae; Desmidiales; Closteriaceae
Source: the annotation of a GenBank genome assembly